Messenger RNA from Melanotaenia boesemani (Boeseman's rainbowfish), 5436 nucleotides. RefSeq names its product sorting nexin 29 (gene snx29). Gene Ontology annotation, molecular function: phosphatidylinositol binding. The record is from RefSeq and is a predicted model, not a curated record. Lineage: Eukaryota; Metazoa; Chordata; Actinopteri; Atheriniformes; Melanotaeniidae. Bases 413 to 2914 code for a protein of 833 amino acids. The transcript is spliced from 21 exons.
CCUCUGUUUCUCUUUUUCGCAGUGUCACAGGCUCCAAACCAUAGAAACUAAAAACACUUCGUUUCUUUACCCAGCGGCCCUCCACGCUGCGAACAGGUGAUGUAAAUACUUUCAAAUUAGACUCAGACUCGAGCUCUUUGCAGUUUGUUUGCUUUAAUAGACUGAGUACAACUCCUUCAUGUCAGACUGUGGAAGCUCCAGCGGUUCUCCGGCAGGCCUCGCUGUUCACCGAGUGAGCAUCAGCUCUCGCAGCGCGGUUGGGUGGGUCCAGCUCGUCCACAGAGGCAGCAUGGAGCCGGUGCAUCGCUAGCUUUCUAGCCUUUGUGAUUUAACAGCUUCAGAAAGCGAUGAAUCGUAUCGGCGGUGAGCUAUUUAGCUUGGAGGUUACUGCUAUUGGAGUUUGGCUGUCAGAAUGAACGGCACUCAGCAGCAGAGCGAUACAAAGAGACAGCACCUCCUGGAGAGGCUGCUGGAUGCUGUAAAACAGUGCCAGAUUCGCUUUGGAGGAAGAAAGGAGAUUGCCACAGACUCAGACAGUAGGGUGAUCUGCCUGUGUGCCCAGUUUGAGGCGGUGCUGCAGCACGGCCUGAGGAAGAGCAGAGGUCUGGCCCUCACUGCUGCUGCUCUUAAGCAGGCUGCAGGCUUCAGCAGUAAGACGGAAGCAGAGUUGACUUUCUGGUUUUAUGUGAAGGAGCAUCUGAACCGCCAUGAGCUCCAGCGCUUCUAUUCCCUACGCCACAUCUCCUCAGAGCUGGGCCGGGGUCGUGCAUGGCUGCGCUGCGCCCUCAAUGAGCACUCGCUGGAGCGCUACCUUCAUACACUGCUGGCUGACCGCCCACGUCUGGGAACUUAUUAUGAAGACUGGGCCUUUAUUCUUGAUGAAGAGAGAGCAAGUAUGCUUCCCACAAUGGCUGCAGGUUUGAACUCGAUCCUGUUUGCCAUCAACAUCGACAACAGUGACCUGAACGGUGGCGUAACACGAGGAGGCUCAUCAGUGUCCCACCUCCUCAAGGAGUCCACACAGGGCAUAGGCAGUCUUUGGAAGGAGUCCACUCAGGGCGUUAGCAGCCUGCUGCGAGAGAUCAGCACCGCCACGGCCGUAGUGCCUGGCUUCACCCCCAGAGUGGACGGAGCCUCGGACCCACUACCCGUCCUGCCACGCAGCACCUCUGCUGAUUCAGGACUGAGGAAGGAGCGUCGGAGGAAAAAGAAGAUCACCAACAUUAUUUCCUUUGAUGAUGAUCUGGAUGGAGGGGCAGAGGAUGAGGAGGAAGGAGAGGAAGACUCUCUAAAAGCAAGUGGGAUGAGGAAGAGUCACACCGCCCCGGCUCAGAGCAGCGUUGAGGAAGGGAUAGACCCUUUGGAGCCGGCCUUCUCAGAUUUUCCCACGCUGAAUGGCCUGGCAGAGCCGGGCAUCGUCAACUGGGUGGGUUCCCCCCAUCCCUGCCGCACAACUCCCACACCUCCCCUGCCUGACAGAAAGAGCAUAGAUAAUGAAGAGGAGGAGGAAGAGGAAGAGAUGUACAAACCCAGAAGACAAACCCAGGAGGAAGAAAAGAUCCCCAAUGAUCAAUUGGUGGUGGGCAGUCUGUCCAGUGUGUCCACGUGGAGUCCUGUGCAGGUCAUGGCCAAUCAGACCACCUCAGACAUUCUGAUUCCCCUGAACCCCACAGACUCUCAACCAGUGAGCUCUGUGGAGGACACAGCUGCAUUUCCUGUUCAGUGUGAGUCAACAGGAUCGGUUGAAAACUGUGAGAGCAGCAGAUCACAGCUGACUUUCAAUAUGGAGUCCAGUCCACCAGUGCAGCCUGCUCCACUCUCCGGUGUGCUGCCAACAUCUGGUCUGCCAGAGUCCAUGACAGUGGUGGAGCUGCGUCAGGCCAUUGUAGCCAUGAUGAACAGGAAGGACGAGCUGGAGGAACAAAAUGCGUCUCUUCGCAGUCUGUUAGAUGGGGAGAUGGAGCACUCAGCAGGCCUGAGGCAGGAAACUGAUUUGCAGAAGAAGAAGCUGGCAGAGCUGGAGGAGAGACAUGCAGCCAAGGUCCAGGCGCUGGCCAGGGAGAAUGAGGUCCUGAAGGUCCAGUUAAAGAAGUAUGUGGGGGCUGUGCAGAUGCUGAAGAGAGAGGGAGGCCAGGGCAACGACGCCUUGACAGUGUUGAGGUCAAGUGAGGAGCAGACCCCUGUCCAGCAGAGUAAGUUCAUGGGUGACAUUGAAGAGCUGGCCUCCAGCUAUGAACGCAAACUUAUUGAGGUGGCCGAGAUGCACGGUGAGCUGAUAGAGUUUAAUGAGCGCCUAUAUCGUUCCCUCAUGGCCAAAGACCACCUCAUUGUCCAGAUGAGACAGGAACUCAUUGACCUCAGAGGACCGGUUCCAGGUGACUUAAGCCAGACCUCAGAUGAUCCUAGCCUGUCAGAUUUUGAGACGGCUCAUCGUGCUCUCAUCAACGUGUGGAUCCCCUCUGUGUUCCUGCAGGGCAGAGCCGCGAACGCCUACCAUGUCUAUCAGGUUUAUAUCCGCAUCCUGGAUAAUGAGUGGAAUGUGUACAGGCGUUACACAGAGUUCAGAGAGCUCCACAACCACCUGAGAACCCAGUUUCCACGAGUGGACACCUUCAACUUCCCACCCAAGAAAGCCAUAGGGAACAAGGAUGCCAAGUUUGUGGAGGAAAGGAGGAAGCAGCUGCAGGGCUACCUUCGCAUGGUGAUGAACAAACUGAUCCAGGCGCUGCCAGAGUUCACAGCCAGCCCUACCAAGGAGACCCUGCUGUCUUUGUUGCCUUUCUGUCAAGACACUCCCCAGACCAACGACGGUGGAACCAAGACACCACGAUCCAGAACUUCAUCACGCUUCCCCAGACUGGGACGCAGCCACACCCAGGAAGCCAGACCUGAGCCUCAGAGUGGUGAUCUUUGAGCUCUUUGAACUGAUAAUGAGGACUGACAAGUGUUGAUGGAUCAACAUGCCAGCUCAAAGAAUGUGAAGAUAUUCAGACUUUCUGGUGGACCUGAAAGCAUCAGAGAUUAAAAAAAAAAAAAAGCCUUAGAUAAAAGAUGAAGAUGGAUGCAUUUGCAUUACAUUCCUGUCUUGGAGACUAUCUAAAUGUUUCUGUGUUGGAUGGCUGAACAAGGGAUAAAUGACUCCCCCUAUGGUUGCCUGUUGAUGGGGCCCAAACAUACAGCACCUCUUACCUCACUAAGAGACCAAAAGACUGCAAACUGCACAUGGACAAGCCUCAACUUCUCUGCCUUAUCUCAAAUACACUGAGAUAAUGGGGAUGUGCUUUUUUUUUUUUUUUUACUCUGCCCAGUUUUGUAGUGAAAGUGUAUCAUGGUCACAGUGCCUACCUACCGUGUUUUGUAGCUGCUUUCCUGCUCUGGGUGGGGAGGGAGGGGUGUGCAGAGAAGUGACAAGGGGAUAAAUUAAAGUCUUCUCUUGGGGAAUGAACAUUGUUUUUCAGCUAUUGUCAGCGUUCUGGUGCCAUCACAUUUUAGACGACAAUGGUUCACAAUCAAUGGUUCACGAUGCAGUGGGCAUUCCUUUUUCCUACUUCUGUUAUGCUGCUGUUAUGGCUUUUAUAAAUGAUGUGCAGAAGGUGUAACCCAUCUUAAUGUCACUACAGAGACGGCACCUUUCAACAGCCUUUACUUAAUUUACACUUAAUAACAAAAUUGGGUCAAAACUCUACAGAUGUUUGCUUUCAAACUUUCCCCCAGAUGUAGAAAGAUGGAAACAGCCUCGCAAUAUAAAACAUAGCAGCAUUCAGCUAAUCUGUGCAUCAGAAAUGACUUUUUAAAUGUUUAAAAUGUCACAAUUUCUGAUCAACACAACUAAACUUCACCCAAUCUAUUCUUUAGAGUGAAAACAGUUUUAGUUCAGGCCAAAAAAUGCAAAAGCACAAAAAGCAUCAAAGUAAACUCUCAUCGCAUGGAGUUAUUUCCUCCCGUUUAAUGGGAAACCUACACAUGAGAUCAGAACUGACCAUAAUUUACUGUCUGUCACAAAUUAGGCCUUCCUCUGGCAGCAGUAAGAAUAAUGACUAAAUUGUUUUAUAUUAUUAUGGAGGAUGGAUGUAGACAAUUUGCCUUGUUUGGGAAAAAAAUGAUUCUUUACAUCCUUAUAUUAGCGGGUGUGCCUGUCAAACUGGGUUUGCUGAUAUUCUGAUACUCUUUACAGUAGUAAAAGAAACACUUUGUAUUCAAUCCCUUUUUAAAGAUGCUGUCUAGUUGUAGCAUCUCAUAAAACAAACAUUAAGGAAUGAAUGAAAAACUGUAAUUGGCUGUUUUUUUAAGUUUGUAUUUUAGUGCAGACAGAUGACAAAGACAAUGACUCAUCAGAACAUUCAACAUUUAGCACAAUUUAUCUAUUAAGAUCUAUUUGUAUUCAUAAAAGCAUUUGUUUGUAGUGGGAAAAUUUGCCUAAAUGAGUUACAGUAAAGCCAUAAUUUCCAAUGGUUUGAUCACUCUUGUAAAAAUAUACAUAAAUUAUACAAAUACAAGUAAAUGAUGAAAAAAACUUAAUACAUAAACAUAUCCAGAAUUUUUUGGAGUAGUCCCCUUUUGAAUUGUUCACCAAUCUGUCUACAAGUUAAAAUAAUAUUUACUCACAUCUGAGAAGAAAUGAAAGGUCAUUUUAAACCAGUGCCAUUAUUAUAGAUGGGUAAAGGUGAACUGGCUGAAAUGCAGAAGCUAGUAUUUAAACGAUUGUUUAUGUGUCUUAGCAUGAUUUAAUGCAACAUUAAGUUGCAAAAGAACAAAAUACUUAAAGAGAAGCUGCUUGUUAGAUUGCAUGGAAAGGCCUGCUGAGCAUCAAGUGUGUGCAAAGCCAAAGGCCAUGCAUUAUAUAUGGAUUACCGGGAAGUAGUCAGAGACUACGUUCAAACCAGGAGUGAUGGUGUUGGAAGUAUUUUGGAAAACUUGAAUCAAAGAGGAAGUUUCUGUUGACUGUUGUUGACGUGAAGCAAAUAAACAAGGCUUGUGGGUGUUUCAUGAGGUUGUUAUUUUGAGGCAGAGAUGACCCUCAGCCACUGGUAAACACCUCUUAGAAAGCUCGGACAGUAAUCCUGUGUAAUAAAGGGUUUUUAUGAGACUUUUAAUGGUAAAACUGUCAGAUUGAUAAUGUGCUGAGCUGGCAAAUAAUAUAUCUACAAGGAGGGGAUAGUAUCAAAACUUAUUAAGACAGAUUUGAUACAAUAAUGUCGUCUUUUUUCUAAAUUUGGCAAACUGCACAGUUGUAUUCUGUUUGAACGUUUCAUGUAAUCUAAACAUGAGUUCAUAUCCUUUUUAGUGCUACAAUAAACCAUGUUUUUUUAUGUAUUAAUGCUUUAUAUAAAUUAAAAGAAUCAGCCCGCAGGAUCACAUUACUGUAUAAUCUGUACAGCUGGCAGACAACUUUGUCACUUGGCCAUUAUAACAAUAAACAAGUAGCCUUUUCAUGAA